CCAGUCCAAAAGGACUAGGUGUGGUGUGUGUGUGUGUGUGUCCAAGGGGGCAGCGAGGGUGUCCACUCUAUGUCUGAGUACCAGUCUCCACAUCUUGGUGGGUCUUUCGGAGCCAGGCAGGCCGGGCUGAGGCUGCUGGGGAACGCCUCCUAGAUCCCAGCCCAGGACAUCCUGCCCUGCGGCAGCGACAGCAACAGGCUCGCCCCCAGACAAAGGGGCCGGCGCGGCGGGGCGGACUCGCGCAGCCGGGGAGCGCGCGCUCGGCGCAGGGGGUUCUGGCGGCCGGAGGGCGCAGCGCAGACCCAGCGAGGGCCGAGUCCGCGGCGCUCGGGAGACCCGGCACCGGGGCGCAUACCCCGCCCGGCCUGGCGCGGCGCCGGCGCCGGGCUUCCAUUCAGUCUUUGACCCUCCGUCCCCACCCUGCACCCCCCCCCUCCACCCCCGCCCCGCAGGCCGCACCACUGUAACCGCUGCCCCGGCGGCCGCCGCUGCUUGUCGGGCUGGCGGGCGGAGAGCGCGGCGCGGCGGGGCCGGCGGCAUGGCUGUGUCCUGGAGGAGCUGGCUGGCCAACGAAGGGGUUAAACACCUCUGCCUGCUUAUCUGGCUGUCCCUGAAUGUCCUGCUUUUCUGGAAAACCUUCCUGCUGUAUAACCAAGGGCCAGAGUAUCACUACCUCCACCAGAUGUUGGGGCUAGGAUUGUGUCUAAGCAGAGCCUCCGCAUCAGUUCUUAACCUCAACUGCAGCCUUAUCCUCUUACCCAUGUGCCGGACGCUCCUGGCUUACCUUCGAGGAUCCCAGAAGGUUCCAAGCAGGAGAACCAGAAGAUUGUUGGAUAAAAGCAGAACAUUCCAUACAACCUGUGGUGUGACUAUCUGUAUUUUCUCAGGUGUGCACGUGGCCGCCCAUCUGGUGAAUGCCCUCAACUUCUCAGUGAACUACCGUGAGGAUUUCGUUGAACUGAACGCAGCAAGAUACCGAGAUGAGGAUCCUAGAAAACUUCUCUUCACAACUGUUCCUGGCCUGACAGGGGUCUGCAUGGUAUUGGUGCUAUUCCUGAUGAUUACAGCUUCGACAUAUGCAAUACGAGUUUCUAACUAUGACAUCUUCUGGUACACUCAUAAUCUCUUCUUGGUCUUCUACAUGCUGCUGAUGUUACAUGUAUCAGGAGGGCUGCUUAAGUAUCAAACUAAUUUAGAUACGCAUCCUCCUGGCUGCAUCAAUCUUAAUGGAACCCGCUACCAGAAUAUUCACUUACCAGCGUAUCUCUCAGAACAUUUUCAUGAAUCUUUCCCUGGAGGAUUUUCAAAACCAGAUGAGCUUACCCAGAACACAUUUGUGAAGAUUUGUAUGGAAGAGCCCAGGUUCCAAGCUAAUUUUCCACAGACCUGGCUUUGGAUUUCUGGACCUUUGUGCCUGUAUUGUGCUGAAAGGCUUUACAGGUGUAUCCGGAGCAAUAAGCCAGUCACCAUCAUCUCAGUCAUAAGUCAUCCCUCAGAUGUCAUGGAAAUCCGAAUGGUCAAAGAAAAUUUUAAAGCAAGACCUGGCCAGUAUAUUAUUCUACAUUGUCCCAGUGUGUCUGCAUUGGAAAACCAUCCGUUUACUCUCACAAUGUGUCCUACUGAAACCAAAGCAACAUUUGGGGUCCACCUUAAAAUAGUAGGAGACUGGACAGAACGAUUUCGAGAUUUACUACUUCCUCCAUCUAGUCAAGACUCCGAGAUUCUGCCCUUCAUUCAAUCUAGAAAUUAUCCCAAGCUCUACAUUGAUGGUCCCUUUGGAAGUCCAUUUGAAGAUUCACUGAACUAUGAGGUUAGCCUCUGCGUGGCUGGAGGCAUUGGAGUAACUCCUUUUGCGUCAAUACUCAACACUCUGCUGGAUGACUGGAAACCAUACAGGCUUAGAAGACUGUAUUUUAUUUGGGUGUGCAGAGACAUCCAAUCCUUCCGUUGGUUUGCAGACUUACUAUGUGUGUUGUAUAACAAGUUUUGGCAAGAGAACAGACCUGACUAUGUCAACAUCCAGCUGUACCUCAGUCAGACAGAUGGGUUACAGAAGAUAAUUGGAGAAAAAUAUCAAGCACUGAAUUCGAGACUUUUUAUUGGACGUCCUCGGUGGAAACUUCUGUUUAAUGAAAUAGCAAAAUAUAACAGAGGGAAAACAGUUGGUGUUUUUUGCUGUGGACCUAAUUCAAUUUCUAAGACUCUUCAUAAACUGAGUAAUCAAAACAAUUCAUAUGGGACAAGAUUCGAAUACAAUAAAGAAUCUUUCAGCUGAAAACCUUUGAGAUGAACAAGGACUUUAAAGAAGGAAUGAGUGCAAUUUCUAAGACUUUGAAAUGCAGCUGGAUCAAACAACUGUGUCAUGCCAAAGUGUAGCAAGGUUUUCUUAUUUAUGAUUAUUUAAAAUGGAAAUGCAGAGAAUGUGGCAAGAUGACAGGUCACAUUACAUGUUUAAUCUGGAAACCAAAGAGGCCCUGAAGAAUAUUUGAUGUGAUUAUUCACUUUUCACUGCUCAAAUUAAAAGAAAACUAUUAGAUGCACACUAUUGAUUUUUAUGGCAGAUUCAAGAACUCCCUAGUAAGUUGUUGCUCACUGAGAGGCUGAUAGCUUUGGUCCUCUUUAAAUUGUUUUUGGUUGAACAAAUGCAAGAUUGAACAAAAUUAAAAAUUCAUUGAAACUCAGAUUACAUUUUCUACAUGAGUAUAAACAGAGAAGCUUUGAUUUAGAAAAGCUCCAGGUAAUUAUACUAGAAGUCUGAAAAUACAGCACAGGACGCCAUUGAUACGGGUACUUUGUGUCAGUAUCUAAUCUUGCUCACUACUGAUGCUAAUACCUCUACUUAAUAUCCGUAGACUUUAUGCUCAAUGAACCUUUUGCAGAUGUUGAUAUAAUACCUAUAUUUAUAUUUUUCUUUCUUCUUUGUUCCUUAGUCUAGGGAAAUCUGCCCUCCCUUGGCAUGUGUUAGACACAAUGAUUUAAUCUGUCCUUUCUAUCCCCAAUUUAUUUAAUCUAUUACUAUUGCAUUUUAAUGAGGAAAAUAUCAUUACUAUAAAUUAUAAAGGAACAUAUAGGCUAAUAACUUUUUUCCUUUUUCAGCAUUUUGGCCUCUAUUAUUUUUAUUUACCUUUUUUCCCAGUGCAGUUUAUCAUAGCCUCUUAAGGGGCUUUGUUUAGUUUGCACUUUGAAGACCAAAGGGUGUUAUGUCUGCCAGGGUCACUGAGAUAUAAUUUCUCUCUCUUUUGUCACACAUUGGUUUAUGCUGGAGACAUUGAAAGUGUAGUCACAACCCUGAAUAGGAAAUCUAUAUUUUACUCUUUAUACAGGAGGGAAUACUUUAUUUGCUUAUUGAAAUUUAAGUGCAGAAUCAAGAAUAUUAUUGUUGCACUGCCUGGUAUUCUGGGUCCUGAUAAAGAAUUACUGAGUUUAAAGUCACUGUUAGGACCGUGCUGUGUGAUCCUAUCAGUUUAUGCUCCCUGGCCAUUAUAUUCUCAGCUCAGAGAAUAUAACUCACUACCUUAAAAAUUAAGGCAUUUUUACAAUUUAGUGAUUUUCUUUUGUAGACAUCUAUCAAUUGCUAUCAAAUAUAGCACAUUGCUGAAAUCAGCAGUGUAGCUUGUCGUGCCUUUGUUAAAAUUUUGCAUGAUAUAGCAUAACAUGAUAGAUGCUACUGUCAUUUUUUAGCUCUGAUUCACCAGUAGCAAUCAAGCAUGUUAAACCAUCUAGCAUUAAAUGCCCAUGAACAUAUUACUUACAGCUAUUUCUUCCUCUCCUUGGAACUCUUUCUUCUCCUUCUCCGGAAGGAAAGUGAGUCAGAAAAAGAUAUGGGAAAUGUGCAAUGUUCCUGCAGAUUUAGCUCUGAAGGCAUAUUUAAUAACCAGUACAUCUUGGCAACACUUUCUAAAAUAAAAAUAAUUUUCAUUAAAACACAUAACAGGAAAAACUAGUAAAAAGAAACUUAAGUUAGUACAGGCUUGAUAUGCAACACUCUUUACUAAUUAUAAUUUAUUUAUGUGAUUAUAUUAAUACACCUCAUUUUAGUAAAACUGGUGGAAAACUUUUCAAGAAGAAUGAUCUUUCCAAGUAGGUCUGCUAUACUAGAUGAGCUUCUUUGCCUAUUUUAAAUUCUAGUGGAUGUUCCAACGUUGAGUGUUAAACAUAGGUAAUUUUUGCUUCUGUAAGUAGGAAUGAAACUAAGACUUCGUCAUGCAUGUACAAGAGAACUUUGUUUUGUUUUGACGGAUUCUUUCUCUGGGGCUAAUUCUUGUUGGACCAAUCUUAACACAGUAAUUUUAAUGGCAAUAAAUGUUAAAAUUGAAAAGGUAUCCUUGAAAUCUCUAUAAGCUGACUUUACAUUUGCAACAAAUAAAGCAGGCAGAGUUUCUUCACAAGAUGACACAAGUUUAAGAAACAUAAUUUAUUUGAGUGUGCACUAGCAUGAGUGGCCAUAAGGAUCUCAGUUCUGGGGCUGUCGAUGACACUGGCUAGUGGUGUAACUGUGGCAAUUGCUCCUCACUCUGGGAUGAAGACUUCUCAUUCGGACAAGGUCAGUAGUUAGCAGUCUUUUUAGUAAUGUAUAUUUUUGAGAACCUGAUUAAAAUGAAUACUAUGACACACCUACAAAUUAUUACAUAUAAUUUUGGGGGGCCCACAAUCUCCAAAAGCAAGGAUUCCUUUUUAAGAAACUCUGAACAAAUAAUCAUCAUUAUAGAUGUUUUUUUUAUCCUAUGCCUUUCUGUUCUCUGAUUUUUUGGAUGAAACUAUCCUUUUUUUAUAGGAUUAUACUAAGACAUGAACUAUAUGGACAAAGGAAAGGAAAUUAUAUGCCCCAAAACAAAGAAUCCAAUGGAAUCUUCCAUGCAGUUUUUAAUCUUUUUUGGGUCUCCUGUUUUAUGUAAGGGAAUGCUGUGGUUUUUACAUAUCAAUAAUAAUACUAAACUCAGAUUCACAUACACACACACCCCAGACAUACACUUAGGGCUUGUUUUCUGGAGUUGUUUUUUUUUUUUUUUUACUUUUUUUUGUUUUUUUUAAAUUCAAGUUAAAAGUAAAAUGACUGAUAGUUUUUUUAUUUAGUGACUUUAAAUGCCAGUAGGGUGAUUGUGAUAGUGCAAGCACUUAAAACAAAAAAAUAAAAGCAAUGUAGACAAAGCAUAGGCUGAAUUGACUUAAUCCAUAUGUCCAUGUUACUUGUAACCCCCCAAAUCAAUGUUUACUUGGAGCAUUCACAGCAGGUAAUGGAUUUAAAUUAUAAGUCAUUGUUAAAGUGGCUUGCUAGAAGUAAGCAGGCCAUGGUUGUCAUCAACAGAUAAUGUUAGUGCUAAAGAAUGUUCAUUAUAUUAAGGAGAAAAAAUUUUAAGUAAAAAAAAUUUUGUUUCUUUUUUCCUUAAGGAUGAUAAACUCAGCUGAACAGUGAUUUUUUUUCUAAACAAACAAUGAGACACAUUUUAAAGUGCUACUCAUGACAAACAGAUUCCUUUUCUUGUGCUGUCCAGGAUACUUUCAUAUCUGGUUAUAUUAUAGAAACAUAAAAUGCUGAAGUUGGGAGUACUCUUAUUUUGCAGUUGAGGAAUCUGAGACCCAAAGGGAGAUGGAAGCUUGCUUCAAGUCAUCCACUGAGUUUGUCACAGUGUGGAAACUGGAGUCCAGCUUUUCUAAUCUCUGCUACUGAAAAGGCCUUUCCCCCUCCCUGUGACAUAAACAUCUAUUAAGUCACAGCUGUUAGUUUGAAUCUCCUAUAAACUCUAUUUAGUGCUACAUGGAAAAUAAAGUAUGAGUGUUAAUUCCAGAUUCAGAUACAGAAAAUAAGUCUUUUUCCCUAUAUAUCUUCUGAUUAUAAUUUGUUAGUCUUAUAUGUUUUGCUUAUUAGAACCUAUUUCUAGAUAAUCACUUUUAAAAUAUGACAAUUGUGAUAAAGGGAUUAUAUUCUCCAGAAGUUUGUAGUGGAGAAAUAUGUAAUAGUAUAGUUUCUAGGAAAUGCUAAUAUUGUAAUUUUAAAUUGAUUGAUAGAUAGAAGUCAUAACCUCACCAGCUUUCUAACCACCCAGGGAAAUGUUGAUAUUAAAACAAAUGACUGUUGUUCUCUAUUCACAUGACCAUAACAUGCUUCUUGUUCAGGAGAAGAAAGUCAACUUUUUGUAAGCUCUUGAGACUAUAAAUAAAUGAAAUCAAGCAUAGUGAGAUCGACAUUUACUUCAGCUACCACAGAACAAUGAGAACUCUCCAUUUCCUUCUGUCUAAAUCUCCCCUCCAUUACCCCAACUUCUUUAUUUCAUUCUGUAGUAUUCUCAAAGGACAGAGUUGCAAAAGCUAGCUAGAUGAGGUUUUGCAAAGAAAAGAAGCAGACUUCCAAUACUUAGCAAAGAAAGGUCCAUUAAGGGAAAAGAGAAAAAAGGCCAUGUGAAUCACUUAAAAUUAGCAGAGUUAAGCAAUGUUGUUUUAGAACACACACCAGUAAUUUUUUUGAAGCAAAUACACAGAAUUUUUAUUUUCUGCUAUACAAAAGUUUGAUAUUCUUCCUUAUAGAAUCUGAAAAUAGAUUUUUUUUAUUGUAUUUUAUACUGUUGCAAAAUCCCCAAUAAUGUUAAUGCAGUAUCUUAAUACUGCAAUUUAAGAAUCAGUAAGGGCAGGAAAUGCCUCAUAGGAGCAAAACUAGGAGGGAAAAAAAGGGAGUCAGAGAAAGAGAAAUUGUUUAACAGAUCAGGACACGAUUAUGCUUUUUUUCAUAACAUAGAUUCUCAAAUGUGGGCAAAACUAGCUAUUACUCUGGUUUGGGAAAAUGUAGAGAAUGUAGUGUUUGGUUUGUUUUUAGGAAUCCUUUCACAUUUUCAUUGCUACUAGAAUUUUAGCAGAAGCUUUACUUUUGAUCAGAAUUAUAUUUGGCUUCUAUACGAAUUAGAGUUUGAUGAGCUACUGGUGGGCCUGGAGACAACCCCAAUAUUUAGGUGAGGACCAGCACCACGUAAAUGCUCUAGUAUAUGUGGCAAUAAAGAAGCCGAGGCGGCCAUGCACUGGUGCAGCUACAUACACUGCACAUUGAUGUUCUGUCAUUGCAAGGUCAUAUUUCUCAGCGCUUAUCCUUCCACCCAGGGAAUGAAAUCUUCCCAACAACGCAGAUGCUGAGAAAGAUAUUCUCUCUGCUGUAGCAUAACAGUGUAUCUGUUCAGUUAUAUCAGCACAUUCAUCUGAACCUAGUUAUCAUUUUAGGAUGACUAUAUAAUUCAUUUUACUGGUGAGAAAUAUCCACAAGGCAUAAAAUGGGAGCCUUGCUUGCUCCACUGGCUAGGGAGAAAGCAGUUAAAUCUUCCAGCGUAUCCUCUCCAGCUGAGCCUUAAGGAAUGCAAAAUACCUUACCACACAUGCGUUGGAAUGUGACCUGGGUUGCACUCCAUUCUCCGUGAUUGAUUGGAUGUGCUACACAGUUUAUUCUACAAACUCCCAGGGACUAUCCAGAUCAGGAAAAUACCAGCUCUUGAGUCAGCUUGGCGUCUUUAAUCACAUAACUUGGUACCCAGUAGGUACAAUUACAUCCGUAUUUAAAGAUGGCGAUUAUCUGCUUGCCAAAUGGCGUUAGCAGGAAACUGUCUUUAUGUUCUUCUCUUUUCAUUAAAAUUUAAUUUAAAUUCAGAGUUGGGAAACGUAGAAAGCACUUUAAAAAGUGGAAACAAUUGGCGGCAGUUCUUCCCAAGAGUGUGCCAGUUUCAUCAUUUUAUUCAGCCACCUCCAAUGUGUGGAGUGAACAGGAUCCUGGGUUAGAAAUCAGAAGACUUGUAGCCUUUACCCCUGGAAAGUAUUAGACCAUGUGCACAAAAAUAGGAAUAACAUUUACCUCUGCUAAACUUACAGGGAUGCAGUAGGGCAAGAAUGUGGGAGAGGGGAGGAAAGGGUGGUGAAGAAGGAUACACUUCCUGAGCAAAUCUUUAAUAGGUUUUUUGAUAGCACAGUCAAAAUAAAACACUACAAGAGAGUGAAAACACAGGCUUUUCUGAGUCGCACUCCAUUGUAACUGAAAGAACUAAUAUUUGUAUUUUCAGGGCAAGUAAAGAAGUACUCACAAGCCAACUGGCACCACUAUCUCUCUUUGUUCUUCUGAGAUUUCCAUAAACAAAAGUCACCUGUUUGUCCAGUAUAACUGCCCUCUGAAUUCUUCUUGACUAUUUUUGGUCAGGCCCAAUGUGGCUGGAGAUAGCUGUAUUGAUCUAUGACAGUUGAGCUAGGAAUUGCUGGAGGAUGCUAUAAGUCACUUGCUUAUUUAAGGUUUGAUGGAGAAAAAAGCAGGUGUUUUUCAGACAUCCUACUGGAUUAAAACCAAGGCCUUUAUCUUAGAACUAGAAAUAAUUCUAAAAAAGAAAAAAAACACUGCAUCAUAGCUAUUUUUUCCUAGAUGGAAAUAAAUUAAUUUAUCUUUUUCUUACUCUUAACAAAGAUACUUUGUAUCAUAUAUUUUCAUCAAAGCUUACACUAUUUUAUAGAUAUUUGUAUUUAAAUUAUGAAUGUGCAUGUGUAUGUGAGAGAGAGAAUAUUUUUACGAUGGAUUGAAGGAAAAUUGCCUAUAUGAAAAUUACAUUCUGCAAUAAUGUGUAAUGAUACUUUCCAUCUUUCAUUGAUAAGCAUUCAAUGGUGGCAGGUUCACAAUUGGAGGACGUAUAGUCCACUCAUCACAAUAUGAGACACUCAGCAUUCUAGGUGUGGCAUUUGAUUCUUGUUGGGCUAAAUGGAAGUGUGAGUUUACGCGGUGCUGGGGAAGAAGCAUUAACUCAGAUUCAAUAUUUGUAAAGAAUUGGAAAAAAUAAUGCUUACUUUUAUAUGUAAUUGUAUUGUUGUAAAGUUAUGGUACGUUUGUAGAAAACCUUCAUUGUUUUGCUAAACAAAUAAAGCUUGGAUAAAUAUUCUUAAAAUUCCUUUCAUUGUAAACUAAUUGCUCACCUUUGGCAGUAAUAAUCAAGAAUUUUUCCAGGAUUUUGAGUGUGUUAGUAUUGUUUUCAUCCUAAUGAAAGACCAAAUGAUCACACCAGUCUUACUUGUGAAGAUAUUAAACAAGUAAUAUUUAAGAAAUGUCACUUUGAAAAAUUUUGAACGUGGUAUAGUAACAAGCUUGUCAACACUCUUGUAACUUUCAGUUCAGCAGGAUGUAUAAUUGGGAAUUAUGGAAUUCUAAUCUCUAAAUUUACUAUGCUGGGUUUGGGAUUUGGAUUUUAUCUUUGGUUUCUUUGUUUUUUG
Molecule: messenger RNA, 9216 nt
Organism: Balaenoptera acutorostrata (minke whale)
Lineage: Eukaryota; Metazoa; Chordata; Mammalia; Artiodactyla; Balaenopteridae
Gene: NOX4
Product: NADPH oxidase 4
Exons: 18
Coding region: 539-2275 (578 amino acids)
Biological process (GO): superoxide anion generation; defense response
Cellular component (GO): NADPH oxidase complex; plasma membrane
Molecular function (GO): superoxide-generating NAD(P)H oxidase activity
Source: RefSeq, a predicted model, not a curated record